Molecule: messenger RNA, 1634 nt
Organism: Bradysia coprophila
Lineage: Eukaryota; Metazoa; Arthropoda; Insecta; Diptera; Sciaridae
Molecular function (GO): protein binding
Source: RefSeq, a predicted model, not a curated record
AAUGCAUCGGAAUCGGCAGUCUAUAUUCAUUUACCAAGAUGAUAAAGUUUAUCCUGAUUUUUUCACUAUUGUCUGUCGCUGCGGCACAGCAAGAAGAAGAACAACCUCUGUACUGUGACUACUUCUAUUUUGAGACACCGAGGGAAUACCUGUAUACGUGCCAGCUAACAAUCCACAAUCCCAAUGGCCUUAAUAACUUUACUACAAUCGGAGGUGAGCAUCUCGAUGGAAACACCGAUGACGAUGUGCAGCUAAUAUACGGAGGCGGCGGUGGUAUAACUACAAACAUCCCCCACAUCAUUUGUGCCACGUUUCGUAAUCUCAUUCGUAUGGAGUUGUAUGAAUUGGGAUUGACUGCAAUUGAUAAUUAUUCAUUCGCUAAUUGUUCACUGGUCAACGAAAUCAAUUUGACUGGCAACCAAAUCAGCUCAAUCACCGCGAAAGCUUUCGCUCAUCUUCCCAGACUAAUUAGUAUCGUCAUGGAGAGUAAUUUACUGACAACGUUACCGGUCGAUGUAUUUGCGACUGUGCCUAACUUACAGUGGCUGUACAUGGGUCAUAAUCUUUAUGAGCAUCUUCCAACUAAUAUUUUCCGACCACUUCGUCAGCUGGGGGUUCUGUCCAUCGGCAACUCCAAUCUUGAUGCUAUUGAUAGCGGAUGGUUCCAAACCACUGAUCGUUUGUACGAUUUGUAUUUGGCAGACAACAAUAUAACCAACAUAACGGGUUGUUUUGCUGGAUUACAAGGAUUGAAUUAUCUUACCUUAACUGGCAAUCCAAUCAGUGAAAUCCCGGCCGGAACAUUUACAGCAACACCAAAUCUUAGGAACAUGUAUUUUUCUUACAGUAAUUUGACACGAUUGCGAUCGGAUUCAUUCCCCAAUCUUGACCGUUUGACUACACUUGAUAUUAGCGGGAAUCCAAUUGGACGAAUUGACAAGGACGCCUUCCGGGGUCUCAACACGCUCACAUCGCUAACCAUAACGAGCUCGUCAAUUCAUUCACUCGAUCCGGAUGCAUUUCGGGGUGUGCCAAAUUUGGUUUAUCUUUCGCUGCACGACAACGAAAUUGGUGCUCUGCCAGAAGGUAUUUUCCAGUCAAUGUCAAACCUAAAUUACCUCGGUCUGUGGAACAAUAGUCUAACGACUGUGCACGGAAAAUCGUUUGGAUCGCUUUCGUCUUUGACAACACUGGACCUGGCGGAAAAUGAGAUCUUUUCAAUGGAUAGAAAUAUCAUUGACGACGCGACGAGACUUAACACGCUCUAUUUCAUUGGUAAUAACUGUGCAAACGAUAAUUUUGCUAAUUUUAUUAAUAACAGGACGCAGCAUCUGGAAUCACUAUCUGCAUGUUUCGAAAAUUACACAUAGAACCUGAAGAACUCACAGAGCUUAAAGAUUGAAAAAUAUUUAAAUGAAUGGCAACAUUUUAUUUGUUGUUUUUUGUACCUUAAACCGCAGACGAUCGGUGCACUGGCAUUUUUUUAUUAGGGUAAUGACACAUUUAAAAAAAGAGGAAAAAUUAUGCAGUCCAAGUAGUUGUACGAACAACGUCACAAAACAAUAUCAGUCGGUAAAUUCACAAGAGCCUCGUUAUCUCGUAUCGAGCUUGAAUUGGCUUGUCUCUCUCUCUCU